Molecule: messenger RNA, 510 nt
Organism: Apaloderma vittatum (bar-tailed trogon)
Lineage: Eukaryota; Metazoa; Chordata; Aves; Trogoniformes; Trogonidae
Product: neuroblastoma suppressor of tumorigenicity 1-like
Exons: 4
Coding region: 19-510 (163 amino acids)
Biological process (GO): animal organ morphogenesis
Molecular function (GO): receptor ligand activity; BMP binding
Source: RefSeq, a predicted model, not a curated record
AUUUUGGCAGAGCUGGCCAUGAUGCUACGGUUCAUGGUCGGUGCCCUCUUCCCGGCGCUGCUUCUGGCCGCACCGCCCCCCAUAAACAAGCUCGCCCUCUUCCCGGACAAGAGCGCUUGGUGCGAGGCCAAGAACAUCACCCAGAUCGUGGGGCACAGCGGCUGCGAGCACCAAUCCAUCCAGAACAGGGCCUGUCUGGGACAGUGUUUCAGCUACAGCGUCCCCAACACCUUCCCUCAGUCCACAGAGUCCCUGGUUCACUGCGACUCCUGCAUGCCAGCCCAGUCCAUGUGGGAAAUUGUGACAUUGGACUGUCCAGGCAACGAUGAGAUCCCCAGGGUUGACAAGCUGGUGGAGAAGAUCCUUCACUGUAGCUGCCAGGCUUGCGGGAAGGAGCCGAGCCACGAGGGAGCCCUGUUCAGCGUCUACCUGAAUGGGGACAGCCCUGGGCCCCUCCCGCUGCCCCCUUCUCUCUGUUGUAUAAAGCUGAUUUCUUUGGCGCUGUCCUGA